CCACCCGCCGUGCACCGCAUUUCUCCCAAGCCUUGCCGGCUUCUCUUCUCUCCCAUCACACUCGAGGCCACGCCUCCACCGCCGCCACCACCUCCUCCUCCUCCUCGUCGGCGUCGCCGCCGCCGGCGUCUUCUCCACCUCCUCCGCGCCGCGCUCGCAACCACCUUCCAGAUUGGAUGGGACUAUAACUGAAACCUUCUGUAUUAAGCUUCCGCGAGGGCUCACCUGCAGAACGUGAUGGUCACCAUUUACUGGUGCAGCAGGCAAAAAGUUGCAUGGAGCGCUACAGGCUGUACACUUUUGAUUUCCCUGCUGUUCUUUUUCUCUGGUUCACCGCAUAGGAUCCUCUUGAACAAGAAACCUCUCAAUUUCAAAACAGCACCAUCUAGGUUAUUGCGUGAGAUUAGCAUCAGUUCAAGUCGUGUUCAGAGGGUUAACAAUUCAUCCGCGGAGUUUGUUGCAAACCUGAAUGACCGUAAUGUAGAAAUUGUACAACAUAUGGAAGACAACGAUCAUAACAUCAUCAAUGCAACUGCAAAUGUGACUUCUGACUGGAGCAUUGUCAAGGAGGAAUUCACAUUUCCAGCUGGAAGUGCCCCUUUCAAUAGCUGCCAUGCUUCUACUAUUGUAGAGACUGAGAAGGAUAGUUUUUUGGUGGCUUAUUUCGGUGGAUCCAAGGAAGGUGCUCCUGAUGUGAAGAUCUGGCUGCAGAGAUACAGUGAUGGCUGCUGGCAUACUCCACAAGUGGCUGAUGAACAGGAUGAGGUACCUAUGUGGAAUCCUGUUCUGUUUCAGCUCCCUUCUCAUGAGCUUCUUCUCUUCUACAAGAUUGGCCAAGAAGUUCAGAAGUGGAGUGGUGCCAUGAAAAGAUCUCUAGAUGGAGGAAAAACCUGGUCGGCAAGAGAACAGCUACCACCUGGCAUCCUUGGUCCUAUUAAGAAUAAGCCUUUCUUGGUUGAAGAUGGGCGCUUGCUAUGUGGGUCAUCUGUUGAAAGCUGGAACUCUUGGGGUGCAUGGCUUGAGGUCACAAAAGAUGCCGGACGAACAUGGCGGAAGUAUGGCCCUAUAUAUAUUGAAGGCGAAACACUAGGGGUGAUCCAGCCAGUUCCCUACAUGACUGCCAAUGGGACUAUUCGAGUGUUGCUGCGAUCUUUUGAGACAAUUGGUCGUGUCUGCAUGGCUGAUUCUGCUGAUGGGGGUGUAACAUGGAGUUAUGUGCACGAGACUGACCUUCCUAACCCAAACUCUGGGAUUGAUGGAGUUAAGAUGAAGGAUGGGAGAGUACUCCUUGCUUACAACACCUUCUCCAGAGGAACACUAAAAGUUGCAGUCUCCAUGGAUGAUGGUGAUUCAUGGAACGAUGUAAUGACAUUGGAAGAUACUGAAGGCAUGGAGUUUUCAUAUCCUGCAGUGAUCCAGACCAUGGAUGAUCUCAUACAUAUCACGUACACAUACAACCGGACACAAAUUAAGCAUGUUGUUCUUCAACCUAGCGGGAAAGUGAGGUGGUGAGUGUGCAACUAUUGGGAGAGUUAUUGCUGCCAAUUGCAAGGCACGCAAGUUUUUCUCUAUGUGUGUCACAUCAUAUUGGCUGGACCGUGGUGCUAAAUUGGUCAUCAAUGAUUCUUUUUUUGGGUAUAUUUGGUCAUUUGCAUAAUUUCUUGCAAUUGUAACCUAAUUAAUAAUCUCCCUGAUUCCUAUCAACAAUGAUAUUGAACAUCUGUACAUAUGCCCCAAAGUUUAACAUAAGUUGUUCCGUAUA
This is a messenger RNA of Oryza sativa Japonica Group (Japanese rice), 1762 nucleotides long. RefSeq lists its product as uncharacterized. NCBI's taxonomy places the organism in Eukaryota, Viridiplantae, Streptophyta, Magnoliopsida, Poales, Poaceae. The record is from RefSeq and is a predicted model, not a curated record.